CCACACCGCCCAUUCAAAGCAUCCUGCCCAGCAGUACUGUACAGCUUCAUUCAGUCUGCUUCUCACGGCCUGAAAACACCCACCAAUAUCGGAUUUUAACGACGCUGACUUUUAAAAAACUUUUGUACUUCCAUUGCCACGUGAACGUGUUUUAAAGGAAGUGAGGCGUGAAAAAAUGAAGAAAUAAAUAAUAAUAAACACAACGGGAUACAACGGCAGGGCAUACUGCAGCCCGCAGUAAACACUGUGAAACAGGGAGCACGUUCGUGCCACCGCUGUGAGGAGGAGCCAUGAGCAAGUUUAACGUCACAGAGAAGGCGCCCUUCUCCCUGGAGAUGGACGACAGGACCAAACCGGAGAAGUCGCACGGCGGCAAGAAUGACCGGCUGUCCUCGGCUCUUGGCAUGGGCGGCUCGGAGAAGGAGCCGGCCCCCAUGGACUCCAACUAUCAGGAGGACUUGGCAGACACAAAGCCAAAAAUCAGAUUCAAUUUGAACUUUGACAAGUCUGUCAGAGAAUCUGCGGGGAACAAAGACCGCCGGGAAACCAAGAAAUUUGACAUUAAGCAGCUGUUUGAAGCAGCAGCGAGUGGAGACGUCGCCCAUCUUCAGGGGUUACACGACUAUCUGCAUCGGACGAUGAAACACCUCACCAAUUCAGAAUAUCAAGAAAAAAAUGGUAAAAAUGUGUUACUGAAAGCUCUUCUAAACCUGAAGAAUGGUAGAAAUGACACCAUAGAAUAUCUCCUUGACAUUGCAGAGAAGAUGGGAGAUUUAGACAAGUUUGUCAAUGCUGCCUACACAGACAACUUUUAUAAAGGCCAGUCAGCCCUUCAUAUUGCGAUUGAAAGAAGGAGCUCCUACUUUGUGCGACUGCUUGUCCAAAAAGGAGCUGAUGUCCAUGCCAAAGCUUGCGGGAAAUUCUUCCAGAAAAAUAAAGGAGCGUUCUUUUAUUUUGGUGAGUUGCCAUUAUCACUGGCAGCCUGCACCAAUCAGCUGGACAUUGUGAAAUUCCUCAUGGACAACCCCUAUCAGAAAGUGCGCAUCACAGAGACAGACUCCAUGGGCAACAUGGUGCUGCAUGCUCUGGUCAUGAUCGCGGACAACAGCCCCGAGAACACCGAAUUUGUCAACAUGAUGUACGACGAGAUCCUCACCUGUGCAGCAAAGCUCCACCCCAAAACCAAACUGGAGGACAUUGAAAACCACCAAGGUUUGACUCCCAUAAAGCUGGCAGCCAAGACUGGAAAGAUUGGGAUGUUUAAGCACAUGAUGCAGCGCGAGUUCCAGGAUGCAGAGAGUAAACACUUGUCCCGCAAGUUCACCGAGUGGGUCUAUGGGCCCGUGCACUGCUCCCUAUAUGACCUCGCCUCCAUCGACACCUUCGAAAACAAUUCCGUGCUGGAGAUCAUUGUAUAUGGCAGCGAAAUUCCGAAUCGCCAUGAAAUGCUUGAUGUUGGACCUCUUGCCAGAUUGCUUGAUGAAAAGUGGAACAGGUUUGGCAAAUGGAUAUUCAACUUCAAUUUCUUUGUUUAUCUGGUGUACCUGAUUAUCUUCAGCCUGGUAUCUUACAACAGACAGGAGCAAAAGCCACUGCUUACCUUGGAGCAUACCCCCUUCGGCUACCUGUUGCUGACCGGCCAGGUCAUCUCGGCAGUGGGAGCCCUGUUUCUCUUCAUCAAAGGAAUCGUGGAAUUCAAGCGGAAGCCUAUGACGCUGCAAGCUUUGCUGUCAGAUGGAUACAGUGACCUUCUCUUUUUCCUGCAGGCAAUUCUCUUCUUCAUCACGGCAGCGUUGUACCUCUCUGGGAAGCAGGUGUAUGUGUCCUGUCUGGUGGUGUGUCUGGCCCUCAGCUGGGUGAACCUCCUCUACUUCUCCAGGGGAUGCAGGUCCUUGGGCAUCUACAGCGUAAUGAUUCAGAAGAUGAUUCUCAGUGAGAUUUUUCGCUUUCUCCUUGUCUACAUGGUCUUCCUCUUUGGAUUUUCUGCAGCUGUGGUGACACUGCUAGAUGAGCCUGUCCAUAAAGAGGGGCGGUUUGCUUUCGUCGCUGACCCUGCCGAUGGGGAAAAAGAGUUAUGCAAGAAGCCCACCUUCAAGAGCAUCCAGUUUGCCCUUUUGGAGCUGUUCAAGUUCACCAUUGGGAUGGGUGACCUGGAGUUCACCGAAACAUACAGCAACAAGGUGGUGUUCUACAUCCUGCUCAUCACCUACAUCCUGCUCACCUACAUCCUCCUGCUGAACAUGCUGAUCGCACUCAUGAACAAGAAGGCAGAGGACAUAUCCAAGGAGAGCACUAGCAUCUGGAAACUGCAGAGGGCCAUCACCACCCUGGACGUGGAGCGGACCUUGCCCCUCUGUCUGAAGCACAAACUGCGGUCAGGGGUGCAGAAGCAGCUGGGUGGGACGGCCGGAGAGGACAAGCGCUGGUGUUUGAGAGUAGAGGAAGUGAACUGGAACAAAUGGAACACUGACCUCGGCAUCGUCAGUGAGGACCCUGGGAGGUGUGAUUUCAGGAACCUCUCCCGUCCGGAAAGAGGGUAUGGCUGGCGACAAACUCUGAGACACUUAAGUAGGAGGUCACCACAUCAGCGCGACCUCGAGAUGACCCCCAUGACAACCAGCGUAACUCAUGAGGGUACAACUGUGUACCAUAUGCCGCCCUGAUGGAUAAACGGACCACCCACCACAGUAGUCACUGACGUCAGAAAAUAAACAUCUCAAAACGCUUCACUGUGGCAAAUUCUCAUCUGCUGACAAACAAUAUAUUUAAGCAGGAAACCUUUCACGUUUCCUCGAAUAUGCAUGAAAAAUGUCUGCAGCCUUUGUAUAUAAAUAUGAUUCAGGGUCUGUGUACGUAUUAUGCAUUGAGCAUAUUUGUUUCAUUGAAUCUGUUGACAUCUCAACAAUAAAAUGAUCCCAAAAUAUGACAAAUACUCGAUAAUACUUUCCUCUGAGAGGCCUUUUGUAUUCAUGAAUGCAUGACUUUAAAAGUACAGUAUUUUGUGAGAAGAAACCACUUGAUGUUGAAAGAGUUUGAGUUAUUCCUUUUUCCAUUCAAACAUUCCCCUUUUAUCACUAAAGUAUAAAAUUCUAUAUAUGCAUCAGUAGAUAUGAAUUUGAGUCAUUGAAAACUGACAGUCACACAGUGAUAAAAGUUACUGUUUGUUGAUUUUUAUAGGAUGUGUACUGCUGCAAAAAACCACUGUUGUUUGUAUCAGCCAGUCCUAAACAUUAUAAUGGAAGCUCUGCCACACAAAGUUGGGGAAAAUAGAUGAGUUUUGGUGUCCAUUUUAGGUUGCGCUUCUGCCAACUGUCAAUCACGCAUAUUUUCUGUCGCUCAUAUUUACCCAACUAUAUUUCCUUGUGGGGUGUCAUUAAAAUUUUCUCUCGUGCUUCACUUGA
Molecule: messenger RNA, 3401 nt
Organism: Anguilla rostrata (American eel)
Lineage: Eukaryota; Metazoa; Chordata; Actinopteri; Anguilliformes; Anguillidae
Gene: trpv1
Product: transient receptor potential cation channel, subfamily V, member 1
Exons: 16
Coding region: 291-2663 (790 amino acids)
Biological process (GO): calcium ion import across plasma membrane
Cellular component (GO): plasma membrane
Molecular function (GO): protein binding; calcium channel activity
Source: RefSeq, a predicted model, not a curated record